Morus notabilis is the source of this 4068-nucleotide messenger RNA. Its product is annotated as formin-like protein 5. The transcript is spliced from 6 exons. Lineage: Eukaryota; Viridiplantae; Streptophyta; Magnoliopsida; Rosales; Moraceae. Gene Ontology annotation, biological process: actin nucleation; actin cytoskeleton organization. The record is from RefSeq and is a predicted model, not a curated record. Bases 577 to 3534 code for a protein of 985 amino acids. Gene Ontology annotation, molecular function: actin filament binding.
UUAAACAAAAAUAAAUAGAUCAAUAAAAGAAAUCCUUUUCGGCAGCUUUCUCACGAAACAUUUCCAAGAAAAAUCUCACUUUUUUUUGGACAUGUUACAUGGUAAUGGUCAACACCUGUAAUAUGCUUGUUGUACAUAUUUGAGUGCUUAUUCUUUUUCCAGCUCCUUUUGGUGGAUCUGGUCAGAAGCAAAGACCCAUUAUUUUCAAGAUUGAAGAUUUCGCAGAAGGUGCUAAUAUUUUUCUUAAAAUUUUACCUCCUCAAUCAUUCAAGAUAAACCCAUUAUUUUUCUUUCUUUUUUUUUUUUUUUUUUUCAAUUCAUUUGUUCUAUUCCGUUCCUAAGUUUCAAUUUUUGCUGAAAAAAAUUUGGUGGGUCUUCGAGAAUUUGCUUGUACAAGCUCGGAAUAUAUCAAAAUUGGGGGUUUAUUUGGGAAAGUCGAAUUGGGUCGGUUUCAGAGGAGGGAAAUUUGAAAGCUUUGGCGGGGUUUUGGCGACCAAGGCUUUUCUGGGUUUUUUGUUUUGUGAGAGGGGUUUUUGGUUUUGAUGAAAUGUUAAGUGUAUUACGAUUGAACAACAUAUGGGUGUUUUAAGGACAAGUUGUUUCAUAGUUUUGGCUAUUUUGCUAUGUGCUUGGUCAUCAAGAAGCUCGGAUGAAAAGAAGAACUCAGAGGAAGUGCUUCUCAGGCAACUAGUUGAUCCAGCAUCUGGGGAAAUUGAUGGAAACUUGGCGGAGGAAUUGUGGUUUUAUUGCAAGUUGGAUGUGAUCCAUUUGAAGGAAUUUGUCAAAGAACUAGACUUAAGGUUUCCGAAGGAAAUAUUCAGCAGAACAUAUGGAAUUGAUCCAAAGGGCCUGUCACUGGCAAGAGAAAACAUCGAGAAAUCGAUUAGUUUUCUACAUCCUCAGGUGAAGCACACCCUUUUGGAGUGUUUACAAAAGCAUAAUAUUCUCUUACGCGAUUCCGGAGAAGAUAGCGGCUCAAGGAGUUGGUAUUCCAAGUAUUUCGAGUCCAUAUUUCCCGGAGAUAAUGUUCCUAGAAGAUAUCUCCAGACCAUCUCAGGUGCCCCUGCCCCCUCUUCUGCAACUGGAUCACCUAGUCCUAGUCCAGGACCAGCACCUUCCCCUUCUCAACCUCCUAGUUCUGAUCCUCCUGCACCGUCUCCACGAACACAAUUUUCCCCCCCUGUUGUUAAUGAUCCAGAUUUGGGUGUUCCGCCUGCUGAAAACUCUUCUUCCAGUCCUGGAUCAGAUGUACAGCCAGAUAAGAAAAGUAACAGCCACAGAGCAGUUAUAAUUGCUGUUGCUGUAACUGCAUCUGUGACAUUUGUAGUUGUAGCGCUGUUCUUUUUAUGCUGUGGUGGAUUCUGUAAACCUGGGUCUAAAGUAGGAAGAAAUGACGAGAGGCCCUUAUUAAGCCUAAGCUUAAGCGACUUCUCUGUUGGAUCAUCACCUAAGUUUUAUGCAUUUGGGAAUUCAACAAAAGAAGAGGGGCUUGGGCAGCAAUCAUUUGGGAAUAACUCAAGUCAGAACAGAAUGGGGUCUUCCUUGGAUGGAAAUUUUCAUAUGGCCUCUAGUGUUAUCCAUACUUCAUUCAAUAAUACCGUGUCUACCACAGGUGCUUCUGAAUUCAAAACAUUUGAUGUAUUUAACAAUACUAAUCCGCAGGUGCCAAAUCCUCCUCUAAAGCCUCCGCCGGGAAGGGUAGUCCCUACCCCUAUGGGAAUGGGUCCUCUUAAGCCUCCUCCUGGCAGGGCCGAUCCUCUCCCUCCCGAGCCACCUUCUUCAUUUAAGCCUCCUUCCAGCAAGCCCAGUCCUCCUCCCCGUCCUUCUAGCAAGCCCCCUCCUCCCCCUCCUGUACCACAGCCCUCCCAGAAACCUGCUGGUAGCCAGGGUCCUCCUCCUCCUCCCAAGCCAUCUCCGCCUCCACCCCCAUCUCCGUUGCCUUCUGGUUCCAGCACUGGUCCUCGCCCACCACCACCACCACCUCCAAAAGGUGGUGUUCCUCCUCGACCUCCUCAAUUGCCCCUAGGUCCAAAGGGAGCUAGGCCUCCGCCACCUGCUCCUAAACACCCAUUAAACGCUUCUUCUAGUGAGGGAGCUGACUUGGAGGGCGAAGCUGAUGCUCCUAAAGCCAAGCUGAAGCCAUUUUUUUGGGAUAAAGUUUUAGCAAACCCUGAUCAUUCAAUGGUUUGGCAUCAGAUUAAAUCCGGAUCAUUUCAGUUUGAUGAAAAUAUGAUAGAGACUCUUUUUGGUUAUGCUGCUACCGAUAAGGGUAAAAGUGAACAGAAAAAAAAUUCUCCAUCCCAGGAUCCUUCACCCCAGUUUAUUCAGAUUAUUGAUCCAAAAAAAUCGCAAAAUCUGGCAAUUCUUCUGCGGGCAUUAAAUGUGACAAUAGAAGAAGUUUGUGAUGCACUCCGUGAAGGAAACGAGCUUCCCUUGGAAUUCCUUGAGAGCUUGUUGAAAAUGACACCAACAACCGAUGAAGAACUAAAGCUUAGAAUGUUCAAUGGAGAGCUUUCUCAACUUGGGCCUGCUGAGCGGUUCCUUAAAGUGUUGGUUGACAUACCAUUUGCUUUUAAACGAUUGGAAGCAUUGCUUUUCAUGUCUACGCUUACCGAGGAGGUUGCCAUCGCUAAAGAGUCCUUCGCAACUCUAGAGGUAGCUUGCAAGGAACUCAAAAACAGCAGACUUUUCCUCAAGCUGCUGGAAGCUGUUCUCAAAACUGGAAAUCGCAUGAAUGACGGAACAUUUCGUGGCGGUGCACAAGCGUUCAAACUUGACACACUUUUAAAAUUGUCAGAUGUAAAAGGAACAGAUGGAAAGACAACACUCUUGCACUUUGUUGUUCAGGAGAUUAUCCGCUCCGAGGGCAUAAGAGCUGCCCGUGUAGCCAGAGAAAACCGGAGCCUCUCCAGCAUAAAAUCAGACGAUCUUCUUGAAGAAUCUUCAAAUGAUGUGGAAGAGCAUUAUAGGAGUCUUGGUCUUCAAGUAGUUUCGGGUUUGGGAAACGAACUCGAGUAUGUCAAGAGAGCGGCACUUUUGGAUGCUGACAGCUUAACAGGAACCGUAGCCAAACUUGGUCAGUCAUUGCUAAAAACCCGGAAAUUCUUGAAUUCAGAAAUGAAGAACUUGGAAAAAGAUGGUGGCUUCUGUCAAACACUUGAAAACUUUGUGCAGAAUGCCGAGGUGGAAAUCUCAGUGCUUUUAGAAGAAGAAAAAAGAAUCACAGCUCUAGUGAAGAGCACCGGUGACUAUUUCCACGGAAAUGCAGGGAAGGAUGAAGGUUUGCGAUUGUUUAUCAUUGUUCGAGAUUUAUUGAUAAUGUUAGAUAAGACAUGCAGAGAGGUGAGAGAGGCACAAAAAAAGCGCUCAAAAGUACCGAAAAAGGAAACAUCUUCCUCAGAUGUACGCCAGCUUGCAGCUCCAACAUCUACCUCUGAUACUCGCCAGUCUCCUGUCGAUCUACGUGAGCGUCUUUUCCCGGCUAUCACAGAUCGACGAAUGGACAGUUCUAGUUCGGAUGACGAGAGUCCAUAGGUUUUGAUUUGGAAAAAGGUAUUGAGAUUAAAUGCUUGGUUGAGGGAAUUAUUGUUGAUUACUUAAAAGAUGUCUAAUAUGCGAAGAUGUUCUCUGAUUGUUCUGGCUGUUGUUAUGAUGAUAGAAGAUUGAACAUUGUGAAAACCCGUCGGUUCUUUCAUCAACACCGCUCCAUAAUCGACACCGCUCCAUAGUCGAUCAAGAGAAGUCCUUCGAGACGAUUUACCCGUUUCACCAAACAUCAAAAGAGGAAGUGACCAUUGUGGACCUCAUGGAUUUCGUCUGUAGGAAGUCCAACAUGUGAUUAGUCAUUAAUUUUGUCUCCUAUGAUUCUUUUUUAGAAGUUCCUUUUGUUGAUUCUUUUUUUUUUUUAAUGUAAAAAUUUGUAGCUAGACAGAUGAGAUUUAGUUGGAACUUUAUGUAGUUGAUUUUAUUCCUUUUCCCUUCGAGGAAAUUCGAUCUUUUAGCCUUGAAAUUCGAACAAACAAGAAGGAAAGUACCGUUUUUACACAUCGCCAAAGUACUUUUUUGAAA